Messenger RNA from Sugiyamaella lignohabitans, 3090 nucleotides. It is a transcript of the gene CYM1, whose product is annotated as Cym1p. Gene Ontology annotation, molecular function: metal ion binding. Gene Ontology annotation, biological process: protein processing. The record is from RefSeq and is a predicted model, not a curated record. NCBI's taxonomy places the organism in Eukaryota, Fungi, Ascomycota, Dipodascomycetes, Dipodascales, Trichomonascaceae. The transcript has a single exon. Gene Ontology annotation, cellular component: mitochondrial matrix. Bases 1 to 3090 code for a protein of 1029 amino acids.
AUGUUGCGAUUGAAAGAUGCUGGUAGGCAGUUGAGGCUGUGGUCGGGUGGCAGGAGACUGUACUCGUCGCAGUCGUUGCGUGUUGGAGAUGGUGUUAGCGGGUUUAGGGUCGAUAGAGUGGUUGAGGUGCCGAAACUGGACAUGACGGCGGUGGAGCUGUCUCAUGCUGGGACUGGUGCUCGCCAUUUGCAUGUUAAUAGAAAGGAUACGAAUAAUGUUUUCGCGAUUGGGUUUAAGACGCUGCCUCCAGAUCACAGCGGUUUGCCUCAUAUUCUGGAACAUACCACUUUGUGUGGAUCGAAUAAGUUCCCGGUGAGAGACCCCUUUUUCAAGAUGCUGACGAGAUCUCUGGCCAAUUAUAUGAACGCUUUGACUGGUGUUGAUUAUACGUUUUAUCCGUUUGCUACUACGAAUGGCAAGGAUUUUGCCAAUUUACAGCAGGUUUAUUUGGAUUCGGUGUAUGAUCCGCUGUUGAGAGAACUGGAUUUCCGCCAGGAGGGCUGGCGUUUAGAGCACGAUGUUCCCGAGGAUAAAGAGAGUCCUCUUAUGUUCAAGGGUGUCGUUUAUAAUGAGAUGAAAGGACAGUUGUCGAAUCCGGCUUAUCUGUUUUAUAUCCGCUUUUUCCAAGCCAUAUAUCCUAGUUUACAGUUUAGUGGAGGUGAUCCUGCUCAUAUGACUGCUCUGGAGUAUAAGGAUUUGGUCAAUUUCCAUAACACCAGAUACCAUCCAUCGAACUCGUUUUCUUUCUCGUAUGGAAGUUUGCCGUUGACUGAGGCUUUAGAUCCUGUGGCUAAGGCAAUUGAGAAGAGAGCUGAGAAGAGUGGACUGGAGGGUGCUGUUAAUAGUGGUAAGGAGUCUAUUCCACAGCGUCCUGAACCUAUUUCUCUUGAUAAGAAUACUGAAAUAGAAGUCGAGGGACCCAUUGAUCCUACUGUGGAUCCUAAUAAGCAGUAUAAGGUCUCGUUGUCGUGGAUUGUUGGAGAUUCGAAUGAUCUCAAGAGUACUAUUGCAUGGAAGGUGCUGGGCACUCUGUUGACAGAUGGCCAUGCUUCGCCAUUCUAUAAGGCUCUUAUUGAUUCUGGUAUUGGUACUGAUUUCUCGGUGAAUACCGGGUUAGAAGAAACACCUGCCAAGAACAUUUUCACUAUUGGUUUGCAGGGACUUACUAAAGAAGCGGUUCCUCAGUUUGAAAAGGCAGUUGCCAAUGUCUUUGCCGACAUUGCUGAGAACGGAAUUCCUAAAGAGCGAUUAGAAGCCGUUUUGAACCAAGCUGAGUUGGCUGACCGUGAAGUAGAUGCUGGGUUUGGCAUGGAUCUGGUGUCAAGAUUGUUCCCCCGAGUUUUUAACGACCCUCGUAAUUACUUGGAUCUUCUUGAUAACGAGAAGAUUCUCAGUUCGUUCAGAACCCAGUAUAAUGAGAAUCCCGCUCUUUUCCAGGAUUUGGUGAAAUCUAAACUAGUGUCUGGACCAUUUUUGAAGUUUUCGAUGGUUCCAUCUGCCACUUUUGACCAAAACCUUGUCGAGCAAGAAAAGAAACAACUUCAAGAUAAAAUCGAUUCUUUGACUGAAGAAGAUAGAGUUCAAAUUUUUAAUAGCGGUUUAGAUCUUCUCGAGAACCAAAAGGCUCAAGAAGAUAUUUCAUCGUUGCCAUCGUUGGCCACUGAAGAUAUUUCUCUUCAAGCCACCAAAAUCGACGUCAAGAAAAUUGACGAUGCUGUUGUUGAUUCUGUCCAGAACCCAGUUCGAAUUUUCACUCGCGAGACUGGAACUCAAGGAUUAACCUACUUGCAUCUGUUCAAGAAUAUUUCCAACAAAGUCCCUAAGGAGCUGUAUCCCUAUUUGUCGCUGUUUUCCAGUGCCAUGAAUAAUGUCGGCACUAGUGACUACUCCAUGUCAGAGCUCGAGAAUAUUAUCAGACUCAACACUGGUGGAGUCUCUUCAUCACUUAUGAUCAGAACUGCUCCUCAAGCACUCCAGGCUAAGAAGUUGGAUGAUCUCCAAUUAUUACUUACCUUGGGUGGUUCUAGUUUGGAUGAAAAGUCGUCUUACCUUUAUGAUAUCCUACUUCAAAUUCUGGUGAAAGCUGAUUUCACCAAUAUUGAAAAGCUACGACCUCUUAUUCAGUCCAGUGCUGCCAACGCUCUAAACUCGUUAUCCGAUAGCGGUCAUAGGUUUGCCAUGGGACAUGCCAGAUCGGGUAUGUCUGCUAAAUCAUACCUCGAAGAGCAGUUGAGUGGUAUGGAACAGAUCAAGUUUAUUAUCAAGUUAUCCAAACUUGACGACAAGGCUCUAUUAGAGACAGUUGUGCCCAAACUUCAACAGAUUCAAGCCAUUGUCGCUCAGUCUAGUGGUCUAGAGGCUGGUUUGACAUUCACACCAAGUCAAACAACUCUUAACAACAACAUUAGUCAUUUGACUAAUUUUGUCAAGACGCUGUCUAAGGCAAAAUCCAACGACUCGUCCUCUGUAUUAACAGGACUUGAGAAUAGAUCAACUCAUCUCAAGACUCAGUUCCAACUUCCAUUCCAAGUCAGCUAUGUCGGAGCAGCUAUCCAAGGAGCAAGCUAUUUCGACCAGGACAGUGCAGCUCUUCAAAUCCUUAGCAACCUCCUCACUCAUAGAUAUUUGCACACUGAAAUCCGUGAAAAGGGUGGUGCCUACGGUGGAGGAGCUUCAUACUCGGCUAUGGAUGGUGUUUUGGCAUUCUACUCAUACCGUGAUCCAAACCCUCUCAACACUAUUGAAACUAUUGGCAAUACUGGAAGAUGGGCUGUUGCUAAAGAAUGGACUGAAAGAGAUCUCCGUGAAGCCAAACUAAGUAUAUUCCAAGGCAUUGAUGCACCUAUCAGUCCUAGAUCAGAGAUAUCCUAUGAACUUUACUACGGUUUGACAAAUGAAAUGCGUCAAGCUCGUCGCGAGGCGUUACUGGGUGUUUCAGUUAAGGAUAUUAGUGCAGUUGCUGAGAAGUAUUUGUUGAACACUGUUGACAAUUUGGGAAGCGACAAGGCCUCUUUGACAGUUCUUGGUCCAUCUAGAAGCGAGUUUACAGAGGAGCAAGGAUGGAAUGUUGUUGACCCAGAGAGUAACUAA